Molecule: messenger RNA, 1059 nt
Organism: Epithele typhae
Lineage: Eukaryota; Fungi; Basidiomycota; Agaricomycetes; Polyporales; Epitheliaceae
Exons: 7
Coding region: 1-1059 (352 amino acids)
Source: RefSeq, a predicted model, not a curated record
AUGCUCUUGCUUUCCAUCCCAGAGGUCCUCUCAGAGGUCUUCUCUCAUCUUGACCCCUACCUGCACGAGAGCUUCGCCGCCAUUCUUCCAGAGCGACAUAUUCUGCAGACUGACAGAUCCGCGCUGUCCACCUUGGCGCUAUCUGCCCGCGUUUGUCGCUCCUUCGCUGAAGCUGCCCUCGAUGUCCUUUGGAGCACGGUGUCCGAUCUGGGAACGGUGCUGUCCCUGAUCGACCACUUGUCACUGGGGACCAACGACUCCAUACCGGAGAGCGAUAACACCAUUGUACCGGGAUCGCCACGCUGGCGCUGGCACCGAUUCAGGUGGUACUCCUCGCGCGUGCUCUCCCCCACAACCCGCUUUUCCCUCGUCUCCGCCACUUCACUUGCCACUUGGAUCAUAGCCCUUCCAAAGACCCUCUGCGCUCAGUUCAUGGUUCCGCCGACCUUGCGCACGCUCGCUGUGCGGCUCUAUAGCGGGGCGAUCGCCCCCAGGGUCCCUUCCCAGACCACCAAGACGAACUGCGCAAGCACCCUCCAGCAAGCCACAGCGCUCGACGCAGACACCGACGACAAGGGCCUGCCCGAGGACGUCUCCGCCAUGCUCGCCGGCUGCCACCUCCCGCCCGUGUCCGCGCUCUCCCUCGCCCUGCGCCUCGGCGGCCGCUCGCCCUGCGCCCUCGCCCUCCAGUCCGCCCGCGCCGCCGUCUCCCCCAGCGCCGCGGCGCUCACCCGCAUCGCGCUCCGUCUCCCCGGGUGCGCCAUCACCAACGACGGCGGCGGCCCGCGGACGGGCGCGCCCGCGUUCGCCCCCCUCGUCGCGCCGCUGCUCGCGGGCGGGCUCCCGCACGUCGCCGCGUUCGAGUGCAUGGUGCCCCGGCGGUGGGUCGCGUUCGGGGACGCGGACCUCGAGGCGCUCGCGCGCGCCUGGCCCGCGCUCACCCGGCUCCUCGUCCGGCACUCCUCCUUCCUGGACGACGAGUCGUCGCUGGGCCCGCACAGCCCGACCUGGGCCGGCGUCGCGCACGUGGCGCUCGCAGAUAUCUACAUACUUGUCUAA